Astyanax mexicanus (Mexican tetra) is the source of this 2307-nucleotide messenger RNA. Its product is annotated as DNA-directed RNA polymerase II subunit RPB1. Lineage: Eukaryota; Metazoa; Chordata; Actinopteri; Characiformes; Acestrorhamphidae. The transcript is spliced from 3 exons. Bases 102 to 1760 code for a protein of 552 amino acids. The record is from RefSeq and is a predicted model, not a curated record.
AAAGCUAACAUAGGUUCUUCGCUCACCAUUUGUUCGUUUUCAUGCUUGGUCUAUUUUGGAGUGUCUUGCUCUCUUGACUGUGUUUAUUUACACGUUGUGAGAUGGAGAGAUUCUAUUUCUUUUUCUUGAUUCUGUUUCUCUGGGGGAAUGCUAGUGGAAUUGGAGUCUGGGAUGGACGACCUGCUCAGGACUGGAGACGUGGUGGGUUUAAAAGCCUUGAAGAUCCACCUUCUCUUUUCCCCAGCCCAUCUUCAACACCUCCUAAAUGUGCUUAUCAUAGGAGACCAAGCCCUUUUAACAGUGUGUCUCCACAUUUGAAGCCUCAAGGCCCAACCUACGGCCCUGGAUACUGGUCUGGGCAAUUCAAUAAGCCUGUGCCUCAAUCACAGGGAGACUCCCUGUAUCAGCAAGACAACUUUGGGGUUAUUGACUCUUCUAAAAGACUGAGCAGUCAAACAUCACCUCAGAACCUCCAGACCCAGUAUGCCCCUGCAUCAAAUCCUGUGGCCACAUCCCAGAGUUCAGCAAGUGCAUUAAAGUCACCACAACAAGGUAGCUAUGGUGUUUCAUCUAGUUGGCAUGCUUUACAGGGGCAACGCAUUCCAUUAGCUUCUCAUUCUAGACUCCAAACCCAAGCAUUAAGGCUUUUGCCCCCAUCCCAAAGUUUAGCAAGUGCGCCAAAGCUGCCACCACAGCAAGGCAGCUAUGGUAUUCAGUCUGGAAACUUUGCUUUAUGGAGGCAGACCAGCCCAUCAGCUUCUGGUUCUACACUCCAGACCCAGACAUCAAGCCUUGCGACCCCAUCCCAGAGCUCGGAAAGUACAUGGCUAGCUUCACAGAGGCAAAGAAUCCCAUCUUUUCCUCAGUCCAUUUUUGAGACAUCAAGCCUUGUGGCCCCAUCCCAGAGUUCAGCAAGUGCGUCUGAUUCAUCACGGCAAGGCAGCUAUGGUGUUGCAUCUAGUUUUUAUACUUCACAUGGGCAGAGCAUCUCAUCAGAUACUCUCCCUACGCUCGAGAACCAGGCACCAAGGCCAGUGACUUUGUCCCAGAUUUUAGCAAGUGCUUCUAAGCCACCACAGCAAGGGAACUAUGUUGUUCCGUCUGGUUGGUAUGAUGCUUCCAUGGAACAGAGCAAUCCAUCAGCUAGUCAGUUGAGCCAGUAUGCUCCAGCCUUUAAAACCCAGUCAAGCAGGCUUAUGCCUCCAGCUUCCAAGGGUUUAGCAAAUCUGUUUCCUUCUAUUUCUCAAAGUUCACCUGACCAGACUGUCCCUGUAUUUUCGGCUCAGCUCCAGACUGCUGAAACCAGAAAUGCAGCAGAAAUUGGUCCCCCUAGCUUGUAUACCCCUUUGCAGGGCCAGGAUGUUCAGGCAUCUUGGUUUGAUGCUCUGAACCAGGUCCCUGCUGUGCAAACCCAGUCGUCAUAUAAGCCGGUGUUCCAAUCACAGGGGUUAGAGAAUCGAUACAACUUUCCACCACAAACUUGGGUCAGGGCUGACCCUUCAGGACUUGCUCAGUGGUAUAGAGUGACUAAUGCUGGACUUGAGCCUGUGCAGACCAUUGAACCAUUGUUUCCAUUCCAGAGUUUAGAGGUUCUCUAUAACCAGGCAGCUUUAGGUAACACUCCACCUGUAUCUCAAAGCCCAAACAGUCCAGUAUCUUUUGGCUUUGCCUCUCAAAACCGAGGGACUCAAACUUCAACUCAAGCUUUAUCCCCACUAAAUCCCACAAUGCUGCAAGUCGGUCAGUCCCCAUGGCCAUAGGUUUAACGACUUAACCCCAAAGUGUCCUAGUCCUUUGGCCAAACUUCUGCUGGACGCCAAUUGAGAGAUCCUGCGCCAGCUGCAGGUGCUCAACUAUUCAGCUGCAAGCACCUGGCGGACUCCCCAGGCAGUUACCACCCUGUGCUUCAAAGUGGUGCACCCUAGAAGGGAUUCUCUAACCAGUACAGCCCAGUAAGUAAUGUUCCGGCCCCCGUGUCUGCUGCAGGAACUGCGAGCAACAGCAACUUUGGACUUGCGCAGAGCCACAGAGAAGCCAGGCACCAGGGGCCUCUGCCCAACAAUCGAUUGGAGACUAUUCCCUAGCCCGGGAAAUGUUUCAAAAACCAGUGGCACCUCAACUUGAGAUGCGUUUACCAGCCUUCUGAAGUUGAGAGCUUGGGCUCAGUCAGUAUUAAAUGGUUUUCUAUGCAUGCGUUUUGUAUGUAUUUUGCCAUGUAUUUGUGAAUCCUGGAUCUUUCAUGUUGCACGAGUGGUAAAGCUGUCUUGCCUGUAUAUUAAUAUUGAGAAUAAAGGACCGUGUGACAUA